Molecule: messenger RNA, 2238 nt
Organism: Liolophura sinensis
Lineage: Eukaryota; Metazoa; Mollusca; Polyplacophora; Chitonida; Chitonidae
Product: GTP-binding protein 4-like
Exons: 17
Coding region: 59-1957 (632 amino acids)
Molecular function (GO): GTP binding
Source: RefSeq, a predicted model, not a curated record
GGAGUUUUGAUAGAGCAUGGUGAAACAGUUGUGAUCUUCAGCAUUUGCAAAAUUCAUCAUGGCACACUACAAUUUCAAGAAGAUAACGGUGGUACCGUCGGCUAAGGACUUUGUCGACAUAAUAUUGUCAAAGACUCAGAGGAAGACUCCAACUGUGGUUCACAAACACUACAAGAUCUCCAGGAUUCGUCAGUUUUACAUGAGAAAAGUCAAGUACACUCAGCAGAAUUACCAUGACAAGUUGACACUUAUCCUCAAUGACUUUCCCAAACUGGAGGACAUACAUCCGUUUUAUGCCGAUCUGAUGAACGUCUUGUAUGACAAGGACCAUUACAAGCUUGCCCUGGGGCAGAUCAACACUGCUAGACAUCUGAUAGACAAUGUGUCCAAGGACUACACACGGCUAUUGAAGUAUGGGGACUCGCUGUACAGGUGCAAACAGCUGAAGAGGGCUGCUCUGGGCAGAAUGUGUACGAUCAUGAAGCAUCAGAAGCAGAGUCUGGAGUACUUGGAGCAGGUGAGACAGCACUUGUCUCGUCUACCCUCUAUUGACCCUAACACCAGAACGCUCCUUAUCUGUGGCUUCCCAAAUGUCGGCAAAUCCAGCUUCAUCAACAAGAUAACAAGGGCAGAUGUAGAAGUGCAGCCGUAUGCAUUUACCACAAAGUCUCUGUUUGUUGGUCAUACAGACUACAAAUACCUCAGGUGGCAGGUAAUUGACACACCUGGAAUUCUGGACCACUCCCUGGAGGAUCGUAACACAAUAGAGAUGCAGGCCAUCACAGCCCUGGCUCACCUGAGGGCUGCAGUGCUCUAUGUUAUGGACAUCUCUGAGCAGUGUGGACACUCGAUUACAGAACAGGUUGAGUUGUUUCAGAACAUAAAGCCGCUGUUUGCCAAUAAACCACUGAUUGUGGUUGUGAAUAAAAUUGAUGUGAAAAGGUUAGAGGAAUUGGAUGAUGAGAAAAAGCAAUAUUUUUGCGGCUUUGAGUCGGAUGGCAUCCCGGUACUGUAUAUGAGCACACUCACAGAGGAAGGAGUUAUGGAUGUUCGCACAGAGGCCUGUGAUCGAUUACUGGCUCAUAGAAUUGAAACUAAAAUGAAGGGGAAAAAAAGUGCUGAAAUUAUCGACAGACUUCACGUGGCUGUGCCAUCAAAGCGGGAUGUAAAGGAAAGACCACCUUGUAUUCCAGAAAACAUUAAGCAGAAAAGACAAGCUAUGGAAACGGACACCAAGAAAAAACUGGAGCGUGAUAUUGAACUGGAGAUGGGAGAAGAAUACAUUUUGGAUUUGAGAAAAACCUGGGACUUGAGCAAUCCUGAAGAGGCCUACGACACAAUGCCGGAGAUCUGGCAAGGGCAUAAUGUGGCUGACUUCAUUGAUCCAGAUAUCAUGCAGAAACUGGAGGAACUGGAGAAGGAGGAGGAGAUGAGAGAACAAGCUGGGUAUUAUGACUCUGAUGACAGCAUGGAGGAUGAGGACAUGAAGGAACUGAGAGCUACAGCCAGGCAGAUUCGCAACAAGAAAAAGAUAAUAAUUCUGGAGUCUCGCGAGAAAAGGCGUGUAGAGAAGUCAAGGAUGCCGCGAACAGGAAAGAGUUUGGAUCGCCAAAGAAUGGCUGAUGAAAUGCGUGACCUUGGAGUGCAGAUAGACACCAAGGGUGAUGCUCACUAUGCCAGGCUUCGAUCAAGGAGCGCCAGUAGGAAACCACUGAAGAGGAAACGUGAGGAAUCCAUGGAUACUUCUCGUGCCCGCAGCAGUUCUAGAACCCCUAGAGACAAGUCUGGAGUCAGGGAUGAAGUGAUGGCCAAGAAGGCAAGGAAGAUCGCGAAGAAAGCUCAGGCUCCCAGAAACAGAGAUGCCAAGAAGGGAGAAGGUGAUCGAGUCAUACUCAACAUGAAACCCAAACACUUGUUUGCUGGAAAGAGAAAGAUGGGUAAAACUGGUCGUCGAUAAUAUCCCUCUGUGUUAAUACUUUGAUUUUCAAACUCUUACUCGCAUCAUGAUUUGGCGUUAAAUUACCUCUCUGCCACACACAUUAAUACCAGGCCAGGUAUGGAAAAGCAGAUGCAACAAUGUAUGUAACAAGGUUAUUUCCUGUUAUGAGUUAUUCUUACUGACUGUAAGUAUUUGUACAUAUGUAAACUGUAUGUAUAUGUUAAAAAGUCACAUAAAUGUGUUCUCGCUCCCAAUGCAUUGACCAGUGCUGUUAAUCAACAUCUGCAAUAAAAAUGAAU